CUCACCUCACGCGCCGAACAAGAGAGAUCCGGAACCGGAAGAAAACAAGCGCUGCUUCAGCUUCAGACUGCUGAUCUGUGAAUGAGGAAGAUGGAAGAUUUAAUAUCAAUAAACUGCAUUAAACUUCUGAUCACCGCUUUAUUUUACACAUGCGUGUUGUCCAGCUCAGUGGAGCAGAAGAUCUAUGUUGAGCUCAAUGAGACGGUUCCGUGUGUCCGACUGCUGAACGCCACUCAUCAGAUCGGCUGCCAGUCCUCUAUAUCAGGAGACACCGGAGUCCUGCAUGUGCUGGAGACGGAGUCAGACCUGGACUGGAUUCUCAGCUCAGGACCGCAUCCUCCGUACAUGGUGAUCAUGGAGACGGCCUUCUUCAACAGGUCAGUCAUGAUGAGGAUGAAGAGCUCGUCCAGAGUGUCUGGAGUCGCUGUGAUCAUCUCAAAAACAGGCCUUGCUGAUAAUUUCUCACCCCACACGAACUGCCCCAACCAGAACACAGGUGUGUAUUCUGAGAGUUACGGCUCUGAAUUGGCGAACUGUAACGUGACUGUGUGGAAUCCUCUCGGGAACGGACUGUCUUAUGAAGACUUCGCUUUCCCUGUGUUUGCUCUGAAAGACGAGAAUCAGACUCAGGUCAUCCGUAAGUGUUACAAGGAUCAUAACCUGCGUGUGAACGGAAGCGCUCCUCAGUAUCCGCUGUGUGCCAUGCAGAUCUUCUCACACAUGCAUGCUGUGACCGACACCGUGACCUGCAUGAGACGCACCGACCUGCAGAACCGAUUCAGCAUCAACCCAGAAGUCCUGUGUGACCCGUUGAGUGAUUUUAACGUCUGGACAUCCACUCGACCCCUCAACAACAGCGCCAAGGGCCACGCAGCCGACGAGAGCGUCGUCAUCGCAGCGACCCGGCUCGACGGCAGGUCGUUUUUCUGGGAACAGGCUCCGGCGGCCGAAGGAACCGUGUCUGGAAUCGUCACCCUAUUGGCCGCCAUUCAAGCCCUCUCUCCUGUCACUCAGGAAGCUCCGCCCCCUCGCAAUAUCUUCUUCACCUUCUUCCAAGGGGAAGCCUUUGACUAUAUUGGCAGCUCAAAAAUGGUGUAUGACAUGGAAAAAAACGAUUUUGUUAUUGACAUGAAAAAUGUGCACUCCAUGCUGGAAAUUGGGCAGGUCGGGCUGCGCAGUGGGCGGAGCCUCUGGAUGCACUCUGACCCUGUGUCCCGCAAGAACAGCAGUGUGAAUGUAGAGGUGGAAGCUAUGAUAAAGAACAUGAAGUCUGUUGCUGCUGGUCUGAAUGUCACGUUGGAUCAGCUAGCGUUCACUCAGCCGCUUCCGCCUUCAUCUCUCCAGCGCUUCCUGCGAGCCAAACAGAUCCCUGGCCUCGUGCUGGCAGACCAUCGUGCAUCCUUCAACAACAGGUACUACGAGAGUAUGUACGAUGACGCAGAGAACCUGAACGUCUCGUAUCCGCCGGACCUGAGUCCAGACGAGCAGCUGGGGUACGAGACGGAUGAGGCUAAGUCUCUGGCAGAAGUGGCCACACUCGUCGCUCGCUCACUUUACAUUCAGGCAGGAGGAGAUGAGAGCAACCUGAGCAACAUCACCGCAGACCCCAAGAUCGUCGCUCAGUUGCUGUACGGUUUUCUAAUUCAGAAGAAUAACAGCUGGUUUCGGUCGCUGCUGCCUCCUGAAGUCACUAAGAAAGGAGACAACAGCAUUUUAAGUUCUGGUCCUCCUCAGUUCUACAUCGGACUCGGUCCUCGCAUCCAUGGCCCUGUUCACAGCGUCACGCGCUUCGUUCAGUACAUUCUGGCUAAUCUGACGGGAACCGUCACCAACCUCACGGAGAGCCAGUGCCAGAACCCCAGCGAGAUCAGCACCGAGAACAAAGACUUAUUUGCGUAUUUCUGGGUGUCGGGUCCGGCGUCGGUCAACGGCACCGGAGAGCCGUUCUGCGUCCGAGCGUCUGUGCGUCUCUCCAAAGCCGUCUCUCCUGCCUUCGAGCUUCUGGAGUACGGCUCUCGAAAUUACUCCACAUGGACCGAGUCCCGCUGGAAGAGCAUCCGAGCGCGCAUCUUUCUGGUGGCCAGCAGAGAACUGCAGAUGUUAACACUGGGAGUGGGCGUGGCCGUGCUGCUGCUGUCUCUAUUGGUGACUUACUUCAUCAGCUCGAAGGCGGAGCUUCUGUUUAGCUCCGCCCGUGAAACGCCCACAACAGCCUACUGAACAAAACCAGAGUCCAGAAUCUCCAGCCGCUCAUUCAUUCAUUUCCCUUCAGCACACAAACACACUUCACUUCACGAGUAAUUUAUUCAAAGCUGAUGGGAUUAUUGUUGGUUUCACCGCACUGGUUUUAGCUGGGCUGGUCUGAACUGGUCUGGACUCUCCUGGAAAGUUGUUCAUAUUUUUUUUGUCUUUUUUUUUUUUUUUUUUAUAAUUCCAGAUGUUUUUUUUCUGAUCAUGACAUUGAUGGGCACAAAACUAAAAGCUGAUUUUAAGUGUUUAAAGAUGAUAAUAAGUGAGUGAGUGAAUCUUAAUGUGUGUUUUGAAUGUGUGUGUGUGUGUGAUUAUAAAUGCAGUGAGAAUGUGCAAUAGCUUACUGGGUUUAGUUAAACUUCAUCUCGACGUGAAUCUCUUUAUUUGGGAAUGUAGCAGUGUCUGAACAGUCGUAACUGAGGAGGACGACUCGAUUCGCUGACGAGCGCAAAUAAACUCCAAACACAGACUGUCCUCAAUGAAUCACUCAUGUUUCCACCGAAGACGUGGAGCUUUAAACAACCAAAUUAACUGUGUUCGCUUGUUAACUCCAGUUGAAUGAAAGCUGUUUGAUUAAUGAUGUCAUUAUUUUUCUCUGAGAAACUGAUGCCUUGAGAACCUGAAUAAACGUGACUUUCUUUUCCAGA
Onychostoma macrolepis is the source of this 2897-nucleotide messenger RNA. RefSeq names its product nicastrin (gene ncstn). The transcript is spliced from 17 exons. The record is from RefSeq and is a predicted model, not a curated record. Gene Ontology annotation, cellular component: membrane. Gene Ontology annotation, biological process: protein processing; Notch receptor processing. Lineage: Eukaryota; Metazoa; Chordata; Actinopteri; Cypriniformes; Cyprinidae. Bases 82 to 2220 code for a protein of 712 amino acids.